AUGGAGAUGAAGAAAAUAUAGUUGCAUGAACCUUAGAUUAUUUAAAAUGGUACAGGAUAUUAUUAGAAAAAUUAUGGCUGCUACAAAAAUUCCAAUAUUUUUGUUUGUUAUGAUUUAACAAAACGAACAUUGAUACCCUUAUCACUUGCAAAGUAUUCAGCCAAAAUAUUACCUGGGUUGUGUAUUGUGUAAUUAGAAUUAAGAUAUUCAACUGAUAAAUAGAAUGAACCCAUUGAUCUGGAAUAUGUUUUUUCGAUUAAUAAAAAUGCUGCUGUUACUAAAAUGAUCGUUAAGCAAGGGCAAACUAAAGUUUACGGUAUAGUAAAGGAAAAGGAGGAAGCAAAGGAAUAGUAUGAAUAAGGACUAAAACAAGGAAAAACCACGGCAUAUAGUGAAUAGGAUAAGAAUUUUCCUUAGAUAAAACGAGUGAAAGUAGGAUAGCUUGCACCAAAUAAGUAAUUGAUGAUUACUUUUGAGUAUAUACAACCCUUAGAGGUGUUUCUAAAUAAAUUUUGGAAAAUCGAAUUAUUCCCAGUUAUUGAUUACAAUUUUGUAUAUGGCAAUAACAAGUAGAUGAUUGGUAUUCAUGAUGAGUAGAUUUAUGGAUAUUUAAAUAGAUUAUUUAGGAUUUAAGAUUUCGAGUUUACAUUUAAAUAAGAAAUUUAGGUGGAAAUAGAGAUUGGAUCACCGAUUACAUUUUGGAAAUCCCCUACUCAUGAACUUGUAUCAAUUAAUGCCUAAGAUAGUGUGAAAGGAAAUAAUAAUCAUUUAAUGCUUCAGUUAGAAGAUAAUCAUAAGAACUACGACCCGAUUAAAUCAUUUACCUUACUUUUUUCUUCAGAUGAAAUCAAUCUACCCAGGGCGGUUCUAAGUCAUACAAAUAAUGAUGCCUUACAAUAUUAGAAAUAUUGUGCUACAUUAACAUUCAUUCCAAAAUUUAAUGUAGUUUCUUUAGAUGAUGCUUAUUCACAAUAUUUAGAUGGAUUAAUUAUAGCGGAUAAUCAAAAAAUAAUAAGAGGUAAUUACUUAUUCAUUAUUGAUCGAAGCGGAUCUAUGAGUGGAUCAAGAAUCAGUAAAGCCAAAGAAGCAUUAAUUCUGUUUCUAAAAAGUUUGCCUUAAGAUUCAGAGUUUAACAUUAUUUCAUUUGGUAGCAAUUUUUAUUCUUUGUGGAACGAAUCCAAAAUGUAUUCAUAAAAUUCUUUAGAAUAAGCAAUUAACCAUGUUUAAAGUAUGGAUGCCAACUUGGGAGGAACACGUAUAAUUGUUCCAUUAAAGGAGAUGGUAUAUAACAAAUAUUAUGGAGCUUCCAAUAAAACAACUCUAAAUGUGUUCUUGCUUACAGAUGGAGAGGAUUUUGCUGAUCCGAUUAUUGAUUUGGUUCAGAAAAAUAACCGAGCAUAAACGAGAAUCUACACUUUAGGAAUUGGUGAAGGAUGUAGUUAAUAUUUGAUCAGAAGAGUGGCUGAAGUUGGAAAUGGUAAACAUUAAAUUGUUAGUGAUAAGGAGGAUAUAAGUGAAAAAAUAAUUGACCUACUUGAAGAUUCCUUAACUCCAUAUCUGGAGGCUUUUACUCUAGAAUCUAACAUAACUAAUAUAGUCUCGAUUAUUCCUAAUCCAGACUCAAUUGUUAGUUUGAAAAAAAAUUAAGAACUCACAAUCUAAGUACUUUUUUCAAAAGAAGAGACACCAGAAAUUCUAGAGUUUAGGAUCAAUUGUUAUGAUCCAUAAAUCAAAAAUAAAUUUAAUAUUCUGUAAAGUUAAACUUGA
This is a messenger RNA of Paramecium tetraurelia, 1767 nucleotides long. RefSeq lists its product as uncharacterized. The record is from RefSeq and is a predicted model, not a curated record. The transcript has a single exon. NCBI's taxonomy places the organism in Eukaryota, Ciliophora, Oligohymenophorea, Peniculida, Parameciidae.